Molecule: messenger RNA, 3033 nt
Organism: Truncatella angustata
Lineage: Eukaryota; Fungi; Ascomycota; Sordariomycetes; Amphisphaeriales; Sporocadaceae
Product: adaptin N terminal region-domain-containing protein
Exons: 5
Coding region: 1-3033 (1010 amino acids)
Biological process (GO): vesicle-mediated transport; intracellular protein transport
Cellular component (GO): membrane coat
Source: RefSeq, a predicted model, not a curated record
AUGCAGGGCAAGGUCGCCGAGUUGCGCCUCGAGUUGAACAGUGGCGGAAAGAAGGACAAAAACUUCACCCAGAAGAAAAUCGCCCUCAAGAAGAUCGUCGCAAAUAUGACCAUGAGCAACAAUGAGAUGGUUUCGCUAUUCCCAGACAUCAUUGCUUGUAUGCAUAUACAGAGUCUGGAGAUCAAGAAGAUGUGCUUCUUGUUCCUGGUCAACUACUCAAGAAUGAAGCCAGAAAUCGCAGUGAAGGCGAUACCAGUCCUUGAACAGGAUAUGCAAGAUUCCAACCCCCUGGUUAGAGCGUUGGCAUUACGGACAAUGUCCUACGUCCACGUCCGAGAAUUUGUCGAGGCUACGGUUCCAGUCGUCAAGCAUAUGCUCAAAGAUUCGGACCCCUACGUCCGAAAGACCGCCGCUUACUGCGUCGCGAAACUCUACGAUCAUGACAGACAUAUGGUGGAGAGAUCGGAUCUCAUAGAGCGGCUAAAUUCUUUGCUUAGGGAUGACAACCCGACAGUUGUUGCGAGUGCCCUGGCUGGACUAAUGGAUAUUUGGGAAAGGAGUGAUGCAAUCAAGCUGACAAUCGACUAUAACAAUGCAUCGAAAAUGGUGGCUAUACUGGCUGAUUGCUCUGAAUGGGGUCAAACUUACAUCCUGGAAGCACUUAUGUCAUAUGUGCCCCAGGAUUCUGGGGAAGCUACGCUCUUGGCAGAAAGAAUAGCCCCCCGGUUAUCGCAUUCCAACUCGGCUGUCGUUCUGACCUGCAUCCGAGUCAUUCUAUACCUGAUGAAUUACAUCGCAGACGAAAAGCACGUCGCCGCUCUAUGUCGGAAAUUGUCUCCACCACUUGUCACCUUAUUGGCGAAAGGACCUGAAGUGCAAUAUCUUGCUCUCAGAAACGCUUUGUUGAUCCUGCAGCGGCGGCCGGACGUCCUACGCAACGAUAUCCGUGUCUUCUUCUGCAAGUACAACGACCCCAUUUAUGUCAAAGUGACGAAGCUUGAACUGAUCUUCAUGCUUGCCAACGAGAAGAACAUCGAUGAGGUACUUACAGAACUACGAGAAUAUGCUACCGAGGUCGACGUGCAUUUCGUAAGGAAAGCGGUCCGUGCCAUUGGAAAGCUGGCCAUUAAGAUUGAGCCAGCUGCCCGAAGAUGUAUUAAUCUACUGCUCGAAUUGGUCGCGACAAAAGUACCUUACAUUGUGCAAGAAGCUACUGUGGUGAUCCGCAACAUCUUCCGCAAGUAUCCUAACCAAUAUGAAUCCAUCAUUGGCACACUAUGCGAACACUUGGAUUCGCUAGACGAGCCCGAGGCCAAGGCUGCAAUGGUGUGGGUCAUUGGGCAAUACGCAUCACGGAUUGAGAACUCUGACGCACUACUUGAGGACUUCCUGUACUCAUUCGCUGAGGAGCCUGUCGAAGUUCAGCUUGCCUUGCUGACUGCGACCGUCAAACUGUUUAUCCAGCGACCGACCAAGGGUCAGGAUCUCGUUCCGAAAGUCCUGAAGUGGGCUACCGAGGAGACCGACAACCCAGAUUUACGCGAUCGUGCGUACAUGUACUGGCGCUUACUCUCGACAGACAUGAACAUGGCAAAGCAGGUUGUCAUGGGCGAAAAGCCAGCCAUUACGGCGGAGUCUGAAAAGCUGGACCCUCAAACACUAGAAGAGAUGUGCCUCAACGUCGGCACGCUCGCGACGAUCUACUUGAAACCUGUCCAGACUGUUUUCAGAUCAGCCAGACCGAGAAAGUUGCAGGACAGUCCAGCCUUGCAAAAGCAUACUCUACCCACAUCUCAGAAUCUGCCCCAAUUUGAGAAUCAGAAGCACCUUAGCAUGUUGGGUAUGGGCGGUCAGCCAGCUGUUGUGCGGACAAAUCCUGAUGGCGGGCUAGCCGGGUUUGACAACGACUUUAAUGGCCAAUCUGGUCAAAAUGCCCAAAACGGCAACAUGAAUCAGGCAACUAAUGAUGCUGAUGCCUAUUUUGCUGGAAUAGGAUCUCAGCAGAUGGCGGCCAUGGGCAUCCAUGAGGCUGGUGAUGCAUUCGGAGGCAGUAAUGGCACAGAAGCCGGUUACGUUGUAAACCAGUACGCACCACAGCAGGCGAUGUAUCCGGCACAGGGAGGUGGCAGUAGCAUCAAACAUCCACCGACCCAUCACCUCAUUACACUCAACAUCUUCCCGGAAGACACAAUGAUGUUGACCAAGGUUUUGGGCACUGCAGGCCUCCUGGCUUUCAGCGGUAAUUUUCUCAGUGCCCUGACUCUGGACGAUGUCACCACUGUGAUCUUAACCUCCACAAAGUCGCCCAACACGUCCUCGACAUUCACCACCAUCUCUCGCACAUACUCUGAGUAUGGCUGCCCCACUGCACAGGUUGCAGAGCUCACCACCUUGGAGGGUAUGGGCGAUGCAGCUCAGGGCAACGGUGUCUCGAAUGAGCCUGGUCAGGUCAUGCAGGAAGAGCCGCACGAGUCUCUCAUCACCAGCCGUGCUUACGGUACCCUCACCAUCACCCUCACUGAGGUCAGCACUACAAAGGACGUCACUUACACCGGCUCCAUCGACUUUGAGAGCAUGGUCACGCUCAACGCAGGCACUCACACCACUACCGAGGGUAUUGUGGCCACGGUCACAGACACACCUCAAGGCUCGGACGCCACCACGGCUGUCGCAUAUUCCAGCGCUGCUACCGGUGCCAUUUCCGCGCCGUCCGGCGGCAGCUUUUCGGUGACCACACAGCCCGGUCUGCCUUCUGUCACCCCAACGACCAUCGCUUCCGGCACAGGUGGCUCAUCCAGCUCAAUCAGUAUUGUCCAGACGACCACCAUUGCCGGCUCAUCUACAAAGACUGUCACCCACAGUCACACUGACGCCGAUAUCGCCACCUCGUCUACCACUGCCGAAAGCUCCUCAGCCGCAACUGAGAGCGCACCAUCGGCGACCGACUCUUCUGCUGGAGUUGCCCCGAUCUCUGUGAAGAAGACCAUGGGCAUUUUGGCAGGCUUGGCUGGCAUUGUGAUGGUGGCUCUGUAG